Molecule: messenger RNA, 4266 nt
Organism: Haemorhous mexicanus (house finch)
Lineage: Eukaryota; Metazoa; Chordata; Aves; Passeriformes; Fringillidae
Gene: SREK1IP1
Product: SREK1 interacting protein 1
Exons: 5
Coding region: 119-589 (156 amino acids)
Molecular function (GO): zinc ion binding; nucleic acid binding
Source: RefSeq, a predicted model, not a curated record
UGAGGCCCCCUGCCUUCCCUGGGCGUGGUACGGUCCGGCGGUGCGCCGAGCAAAGCCUUCCGGCAGGGAGAGACGUCGCUGCGCUUGUGGGCCGGUCCAGUCCGGAGAGAGCGGCGGGAUGGCGCUGCCGGGUGGAAAUAAGGAUAAUAUCAGAGCUGGAUGCAAGAAAUGUGGCUACCCUGGUCAUCUGACAUUUGAAUGUCGAAACUUCCUCCGAGUAGAUCCUCAAAGAGAUAUUGUUUUAGACGUUAGCAGCACUAGCAGUGAGGACAGCGAGGAAGAGGAACUACAGAGAUUACAAGCCAUGCGUGAAAAAAAGAAUCUAAAUGAAGAGGACGAAAAAAAGAAACAAAAAAGAAAAAGCAAAGAGAAAGCAAAAUUAAAAAGAUCAAGGAAAAGAUCUUCCUCAUCGAGUUCAGCAGAAGAGGAUGAGCCAAAGUCAAAAAAACAAAAAUCACACAAAAAAGAAAAGGAAAAGGGGAAAAAGCAUAAAUCAAAGAAAGGAAAGCAUCAUAAAAAGGAGAAAAAGAAGAGACGAAAGGAAAAAAGUUCAUCUUCUAACAGUUCAGACAGUUCGAGUAGUGACUGACUUGGUGAUCUAUUUUUGCUUUCGCUUCUGCAGAGAUUAUUUUCCUUUCAUAAAAAGUUUAUUUAUGCUUUGCAAUGCUGUUUUAAAAUGGGAUAUAUUUUUUUUGAGAAAUCUAUUAGCAUACAUCAGUGCAUCAAAUUAUUAGAUGGACCAUUUUAUGAAAAAAUCUGCUUUUCUAUUUCAGGUUUAUUAAUACUAAACCAUGCAACUACUUCUUCACUCUUAUUUUUGAUUCAGUUGUGAUUGUGUUUGAAGUCCUUUACAAUAGGAUGUGGUAAAUUUCAGUUCACAAGCCUUUGUGUAGAAAGAUAUGGACUUAAAUAUGCUUAAUGUCAGAAUGGUUACAUCAAAUUUGAAAAUUCAAGUGAGAUUUUCCAUUACCCUUUAAAUAUAUGUCUGUUUUACGCAACACUUUCUGCUUACAUACAUUAAUCAGUAAGUGCAAAUAUGAAUCAGUGUUCAGGUCCUGAGAGGGGAAGAAUGAGCAAUGAGAAGCUAGAAAAAAUGAUCUUCUAAAAUUGAUCUAGUCAUAGACUGUGAAAGAUAAUUACACAUUCUUUUGGCAGGAUCACUACAAGCAAGCUGAAAAUAAACAGAAGCAAAGAAAAGCUAUCAAUUUUUGAAGUCCUUUUCCCUUGGGUUUUGUUCUUUUACAAAAUGUUAUGGCUAUUUCAUCUUUGACAUUUAUGUAAAGGUUUGGAUCUCAAAACAGGACUUCUAGUAUUAAACUUCAACUAUUUCUUCAUUCAUGUAAAUUGUUAUUAGCUUCACUUUGCGUGAAUCAGACUUUUGAAGGAUAACCCUGGCAUAACUCCUGCUGUUGUACAGGCCCCGAGUAGUGCUUGCAUCCCUGCUACUCUACAACCUCCCAAGCUCUUGCAGUACAAAGGUGAUGCCAUUCCCUGUCAGCCUAUCUCAGAUACAGAAUGAAAUGCCUAUUUCUAGAAAGAAAGACAAGAAUAAAGCAUGUGAGUAGUAUGUGGGGUGGGCAUGCCAAAUGCAUAGAGUAGUGACAAUAGGCACAGGAAACAAAAGCAGAUACUUGGUGUUUCCUUCAGUGAUCUUUCCCAGGUAGUGGAAGAAAAAUGUGCACAUUGGCAAUUGAGCUGCUAAGCUGGGAAACAAACUGUGCUGUAAAAUGCACCAAGGCCUGGAACAGCUGAAAUGAAACUGAAUGAAGCUCUUGUUUCAUAAAUAGCCAAAGGAAAUACACAUUCACAGCACAAAAAUUACAGCUUCAACAUUCUCUGCAACUUGUGAGACUCCAAGGAAAACCUUUCAGUCUCUUUCACAGUUUAGAGUACAUACAUUUCUUCAAUGUACCUGGAAUAAUUGAAAGCUCCUUUCAACGCAAAAAAUUUUGUAUAACAGGUAUUACCCUAUUUGGAAUACAUAUCAGAUGAGGACAGUUGAACAACAAUUCAAGAAUACUUUUCUCUUUAAAUUCUGUCAAAAUUACACUUCCAUGCUUAGUAGUUUUCAUGGUCUUUAGAGGUAUUUUAACAAUAUACUUGCCAUCUUUAUAAACUUCUCAAGUAUUUUACCUGCUACUUGCAACAUUCUGCAGUGUGAGGAAGGCGGUUUGUACAUCACUGAUUGCAAUUUAAUAUUAGUUUCCUGUGUUGAUGCCAUUUGGGUUUUGCCUUUUUUUUCCCUUUAUAUGUUCUUUGUAUUCUUCACACAUAUUUUGUAAGUCAGUCACCUUUUGUGUUAGUAGCUAGUUUUCCCAGUAGUUCUCCAUGGCCUUUCCCUAAGAAGAGAGAUAAAACAAAUUCCAGAACUCCAAGCCCUGGGAGGGGUACUAUCUGGUUCUUCCUGUGAACCAAGGCUGAGAACAACUCUUUGAGAUACAUUCUCAUGGACAAAGUAAAAGUAGUGCUGAAGGGGGGCUCUCGAGAGAAGGGGCUUGACCUGGGGGGCAUUGCAUCAUCACUUGUCCUCCUAAUCGGUGCUUUUAAUCACUUAUGCUAAUUUCCUAAAACCUAUAAAAAUGUAUUCACCCCUGGGGGGGUGGGGUGGGCUUUUGUGGACAUCUUUCCAUAACUGCUCCUGAAGGCCUUCAAAUAAAGAUCCCCGUUUAUAUUACCUCCUUAACUAAAAUCAUCUCAAGUUUAAUUUCCAGGUUGGGCAAAAAGGCAACGGUGUUACCACUACAAGCUCUACCACCAUUGAAAUUUGUAUAAAUAUUACUUUAAAGGUUUUGUCAUUUGUUAGUGUCAACUUGUGUUGUUUACAGGACUCCUUCCUGUGUAUUUCCUGCAAUUUAGUCAGAUACUUCCUCUGUUGUAUUCUCUUCAAUGGCAUGUGUUGGUUCUUGUGCACUCUGCAAGGGAGCAUAAAUGAUGGCCAAACAAAAGUCUUAGCCGUAGGUAUCCAAGUGGUAGAACAAAAAUAAAAAUAAAUUCUUUGUGAUGCAGUAUUAUUAUGCAGCUUUAUAACUGGAAGGUUUUGGCUUUUUUUUCCUUCAAAAAUAAGUCAUAGUGAAGAACCAUAGCUCAGAAUUGCAAAAAGGUAAUUAGAGGUAAAAAGAAUUGCAGCAUCCAGCUGUGAACUCGGAAUGGACUAAGUAACAUUUACAGGCUUGUUCUUUAAGGACAUGAAAGCUGCUGAGAUAAUGCAUAUUGAACUCUGUAUUUAGUCAGUGCUUUUGUAGUUGACAACAGGAAAGAAUGUCAUAGAUGCAGGCCCCUCUGAAAAGUAUGAUGAGUAAUGAAUCUGACAUGGUGCUUGUUAUCUGUUUCAUGUAACAAUCAGUUCUAGGAACUCCUGGGAUGUAUUUUUAGAAGAUCAUCUUUCGCAAUUCCUCACAUCAUCUCUCCCCAGUUAAAAAAGGACACAAUCUCUGUAUGCAAAACAGAAUGUCACACAUGCCAAACUUUUUCACUCAACUGAUGAUUCAGUGCUCUGAAGUCUCCACAGCAGAGCCAGUGUUGAAGCUGCUAAAAGGUUUUACUGACAUUGCCAUGUCUUGGGCAGCCAACCUAUCUUACCUUGUGAAAAUCACCACACAUCAGACUCUCUUGGGCAAACACACACUUGAUGCUCUUACUAUAAUUCCUCUGCCCCACGGCAGUAGUACCUGAGAAAGGCAUUUACAGAAAUUCUAAGAUGCAAAUCACAGUAAGUAAUAAUAAGGGUGAAUAGAGAAAAAUAUGUCAAAAAUGGUUCUGUAGUAAAAAUGCUAGCACAUUUAUACUGUUCACAAGAAAUUCUAAUAUUACAGUCUAUGAAGAUGAAUUGAGGUAAUAAAGAAGAACACAAAAUGAGGUGGUGGUAGUAGAAAACAAAAAAGGUACAAGAAUAAAGAAACCAAAGAGAUUAGGGGGAAAAAAAAAGGAAAAAAUAUUUGAGAAAGAAGACCAGAAGCACAGGUGUGUCUAGAAAAGCAACGUUUUAGUUUAAAUAAUAGCAAUAAAGGAGAGAAGUCUGAAGAAGGCUGUUUAGUAGAGUUCAUUUAAACUUCAGCAAGAUGUACUCAAGAUGUGGUUUAGUUUUCUAUGUUAGCUAAUUAUUUGUUCCACUGAGAAAGUGUACUGUGAAGGAGUGAUUAAUCUUUUUUUUUUCUGUAUUGUAUGUUUUCCUGAGGCUUUAAUCUAGUGUAAUAGUUUAUAAAAUAUCCUGGCAGAAUUUUGACCAUCAGAGAAUUUUAACAAAGAAUAAAGUUGACCUGUAAGAAA